Molecule: messenger RNA, 366 nt
Organism: Fomitiporia mediterranea MF3/22
Lineage: Eukaryota; Fungi; Basidiomycota; Agaricomycetes; Hymenochaetales; Hymenochaetaceae
Exons: 2
Coding region: 1-366 (121 amino acids)
Source: RefSeq, a predicted model, not a curated record
AUGGACGGCACUUGGGAAUUUGAAUGCACGCGGUGUGGGCCCAUCGAGGGUGAUGUCAAGCAUGGAAUGAUAGGUGGGGAAGGAGAGUGUGCAUGGGGUCGGAGAGGGGAUUGCACCUUGGGAGUGGUUAGUGGGAAGACAUACGUGAAUUACUGGAAGACGUUGUUCGGCAUUGGUCAACAAUGCGGCAUGCACGAAUGCAAAUGCAAAAAGGAAGACAAAGGAGAAAAGGCAGACAACGAAGGAGAGACAGCGCAAGAAUACAAGGGCAGCAGAGGGAGACAAGAAGUUGGGAUGAGAGGGAAGAGCAACUAUUGUGCAGGUUAUUAUGAAGGAAGUGGACUGGCUGCUUACGCUUUACGUUGA